AGGACGAAAUCAUGAACCAUAACUAUGGCUUUACUGGCGAAGUCUUGGCCAAGUACGACGUGGAACUGAAAAUCUUUGUGGCUUUCCAGCGGGUUUUCAUGUGUUUGCCCCUAGCGCAUGUGGUGAACCACGACGUUUUCGUGACCCAUGGGGGUCUACCUAGGAUAUCCAAGAACCUCAGCCUGGACACAAUCGCUGCCGUGGACCGAAUCAAGGUCAGCCAAGACGAUCCACGACAGCCGAGAGAACCACAGGAAGAGGAUAUCAUCUACAAUGAUCUCAUGUGGUCAGAUCCCUUUGAGGGUGCCGGCAUCCGGGGGAGUGAGCGCGGCGGUAGCGCGCGGCAGUUUGGUGCCGACAUCACGGAAGAGUUCCUGGCCAAGAAUGAUCUGAGCUUCAUGAUUCGCUCGCAUGAAGUCAAGGAUGAAGGCUAUGAGUGGAUGCACAACAAGAAGUGCCUCACCGUUUUUUCGGCGCCCGGCUAUUGUGAUUCUUGCCGCAACCGGGGUGCUGUCGUGCGACUGCAUGCUGAAGAAGAUGAAGGUCGUUUGCGGCCAGAGAUCCGUCCAUUUGACACGGCCGAGAAGCCGCAGGACUAUGUUUAUGCCAUGUCCUAUGCCAGUUCAACGUACCAGCUUUGGAAUGAAGCCCUGAGAAAGGCCGGCAUUAACUGAGCUGCAGCCAGCUGGUGGUAGGGGAAAC
Cladocopium goreaui is the source of this 702-nucleotide messenger RNA. Lineage: Eukaryota; Dinophyceae; Suessiales; Symbiodiniaceae. The record is from the annotation of a GenBank genome assembly.